CUCGUCAGUGUGAUAUUCCCAGGCGAGAGAGGGAUGAGAUGGAGAAGUGCGGUCCGGUUCAGACUCUCAGCGCGCACAGAGAGACAGACAGGAAGAAGAGCAGAGAAGCGAGGGAUCAGAGGGACGAGAGCAGUGAUGCGGAACAGUAUGUCUCGUGGGUGCAGUGCAGUAACCCUGGAUGUGGUAAAUGGAGGAGUACUCAGUGAUGGUGUUGAUCCUUCAGUUUUGCCUGAUGACUGGAUCUGCAAAAACAACACAGACCCCGCCUUCAGCAGUUGUUCAGCUCCAGAAGAGAAGUCCAGUGUACCUGAGGAGGAGGUGUUCUUCUACAGGCUGGUCCCCGGAUCACUGGUUUGGGGCCCGGCAAAGUGGCUAUCCCUGUUUAAGUGCCAUGUGACGUAUUUUGGAGAACCGGUGACUCGGGCCUGGGUCGUGUGCAGCAGAGUGAGGGACUACGCUGACCUGUCUGAGGAUCAGCUUCUUAACAAAGUUGACAAGGACCUGAAAGAUGCCAUUUAUAUGGCCAAGGAAGCACUCAGACUGUCUCUGAAGGAGCGGUUAGUGAAGUUUGGGUUCUGUAGUCGUUAUGUGUCAGACAGAGAGAGCUCAGAGGACAGUGAUAUCGCGGAGAUGUUGGAGCUGUUUUGUGGGAAUGACUGCAGCGAUGAGGAUUCAUGGAGUAAAAAGUCAGCAGGCAGAAAACAAAAAGAGAGAAAGAGAGAGGGGAAGAGGAGCGGACGGGGAAAAGAGGACGACGAGACGUACGGAGGGAGUGAGAAGAACAAAAGAGUGAAGAAGAUGAAGGAAGGAAAAGAGGGUGAGAAGAAGAAAAGAGUGAUGAAGCUGAAGGAAGGAAAAGAGGGUGAGAAAAAGAAAAGAGGGAUGAAGAAGCUGAAGGAAGGAAAAGAGGGUGAGAAAAAGAAAAGAGGGGUGAAGAAGCUGAAGGAAGGAAAAGAGGUUGUGAUUAACAGUGUACCUGUGAAAGGAGGAAAAGAAAAGAAGUGUCUCACUCCUUCUUUCUCUCUACUGAAGAAAAAGAGGCAACACAGAGCAGUUGUUUUUGUGUGUUUUUGGUUUACGGUGCAGUUGUUUUGGGCCGCGUGCUACCUGUUUUCUCGGGAGCAUGCCGGCCCCGCGCUCGCAGUGUUUGAGUUCACUGACCCGGCGUCAUGGAGUGAAAGUGGCGUCCGGGCUGAUGGUGACGUUGCCGCUGUCGGAAGUGACGUGGUAGUUAACGCUGAACCCGAUGAAGCAGGACCGUCAGACGAGGCCCCGGGUGUAUCAGGGAUAGGAGUAGUGAAGGAUAAGAAUGAUGAUGCUUUACCUGUGAUCACACCAACUGAUGCUAAAGAAUUAGCAGCUGAAAACACAGUUUCUGGUGUAGAAGUGUCUAAUGCUCAGGCGGAGAUAGCCGUUACUGAGACAGAUAUCCUUUUAAACGAUGCUUUCCACAAUGACUUGCAAUCUACUGUGAGUAAUGUACAUGAUGACAGUCGAAUGGAAACAGAGCAGGCAGAUUUUAAAGUCCCAUUAAAAAGAAAGAAGUCUGGUAAAGCUCCGAUUGUUAGACAUGCAAAGAAAGCAGAUAUAACCGAGCCAAGUGAUCAGGAUGAAACGGAAAGUGACAGUGAGUUUUCUGAUUCGAGUGUUAGUCUUUCUCAGAGUGAUUUUUCUGGACGUCAUUAUGAGGUAGAUGACAUUAAACUGUUCCUCAGAGCUACGAAGAAUAAGAGAGGAGUGCGCAUUAACGAAUACUUUCCUGACAUAAAGCAGUUUGUUGAGAAAACAAGGUGCUUCAUGAUGGAGGGCUCCUUUACAAAUAAAGAGGUUUAUCGAUUGAAAAAGACAUUGAGCAAACUUAACUCUGAGCUCAGUAAUGAGGACAGUGAGAAAGCCUAA
This is a messenger RNA of Pangasianodon hypophthalmus (striped catfish), 1899 nucleotides long. RefSeq lists its product as uncharacterized. The transcript is spliced from 12 exons. The record is from RefSeq and is a predicted model, not a curated record. The coding region runs from base 34 to 1899 and encodes 621 amino acids. Gene Ontology annotation, cellular component: nucleus. NCBI's taxonomy places the organism in Eukaryota, Metazoa, Chordata, Actinopteri, Siluriformes, Pangasiidae. Gene Ontology annotation, molecular function: zinc ion binding.